Messenger RNA from Notodromas monacha, 688 nucleotides. The record is from the annotation of a GenBank genome assembly. NCBI's taxonomy places the organism in Eukaryota, Metazoa, Arthropoda, Ostracoda, Podocopida, Cyprididae.
UAUGUUUGCAAUUUAUCGGCAUGUUGUUCUGUUCAUCCUCAGGUCGUUUCUUUUUCUAUUUUUUUUUCUUCGUGGACUAUCAGUUGGCUUGUAAUAUUGGAUUAUUGUGACAAAAGUGUUCCAAAUUAUGUUCUUGGAUGAUUGAAAAAUUGGGUUGAGACUAUGGGACCAGGGUUGGAUCUGAGAAAGGUGUCGAUCAAUGAUGGAAGAGCCAGCCUUGGCUAAGUCCGAAGCUUCUCAGCGUUUUGAAGUCGGCGAAGAAGACCUCAGCCCGCCUGAAUUCAAUGAUGAAGAUUUGAAGGAAUAUAGCAAACGCAUUGGAAUAGACUGGGAAACUGAACAACACUUGGCACAUAUCGCUGUUGAAGGGUUGUCUAGUCGGUUACCCACGGGUUGGAAGCCAUGCUUUGACACGGAAAGGGAUCGCUGGUUCUAUUUCAACGCGUCCUGCGGAACGUCGCAGUGGGAACAUCCGUUGGACUCGCAUUUUCGCCGACUUGUGCAAGAAGCUCGCGAAGGCCGCGUUGUUGUUGGAGGGCUCAAAGACACGAGUGUUUCGACAUCUAGUCAGGUCGACACUUGCUUCGACGUGAACGAAAUUGACGAAGCGGAUUCUGUCAUAGUCGACGUUGCGGAAUCGUCAGAAGAGGUGUGUAGGAUCAUGUGUGUCAUCCGAACAACGCUUUGA